Messenger RNA from Varanus komodoensis (Komodo dragon), 1548 nucleotides. It is a transcript of the gene NSFL1C, whose product is annotated as NSFL1 cofactor. Gene Ontology annotation, biological process: autophagosome assembly; membrane fusion; proteasome-mediated ubiquitin-dependent protein catabolic process. NCBI's taxonomy places the organism in Eukaryota, Metazoa, Chordata, Lepidosauria, Squamata, Varanidae. Gene Ontology annotation, molecular function: ubiquitin binding. The record is from RefSeq and is a predicted model, not a curated record. The transcript is spliced from 9 exons. Bases 10 to 1119 code for a protein of 369 amino acids. Gene Ontology annotation, cellular component: cytosol; nucleus.
CCGGGCAAGAUGGCGGACCGCGAGGAGGCGUUGAGGGAGUUCGUGGCCGUGACCGGCGCCGAGGAGGAGCGAGCGCGGUUCUUCCUGGAGUCGGCGGGCGGGGACCUGCAGAUCGCCCUGGCCAGUUUCUACGAAGAUGGCGGCGACGAGGACAUCAUCACCCUCCCGCAGCCAGCCCCCAGCUCUGUCACCAGAGGCACUGCACCCAGUGACCACAGGGUGACGUCAUUCCGAGACCUUGUCCAUGCUCAGGAAGAGGAGGAGGAAGAGGAAGAAGGACAGAGAUUUUAUGCUGGGGGAUCCGAGCGAAGUGGACAGCAGAUUGUUGGUCCUCCGAGAAAGAAGAGCCCCAACGAGCUUGUGGAAGAUUUGUUCCGGGGUGCCAAAGAACACGGGGCAGUGGCUGUCGACCGAACAGCGAAAAGUCCCAGCGAAGGCAGCAGACCAAAACCCUUCGCUGGCGGCGGGUACCGCCUGGGAGCUGCCCCUGAGGAGGAGUCUGCCUACGUCGCUGGAGAGGCGAGGCAGAAUGCUGCCCAGGAUGUGCAUGUUGUCCUGAAGCUGUGGAAGAGCGGCUUCAGCCUGGACAGCGGGGAGCUGCGGAGCUAUCAAGAUCCGUCCAAUUCCCAGUUCCUGGAAUCCAUCCGCAGAGGGGAAGUUCCCGCAGAGCUCCGGCGGUUGGCUCGUGGCGGGCAGGUGAACCUGGAUCUUGAGGACCACCGUGAUGAGGAUUUUGUGAAACCCAGAGGUGCCUUCAGGGCUUUCACCGGAGAAGGGCAGAAGCUGGGCAGCACUGCUCCUCAGGUGACCGGCCCGAGCUCUGCAUCGCAGCAGGCAGAAAACGAAGCCAAGGCCAGCUCCUCCGUUGCCGUCGAUGAGUCGGAGCCCACCACCAACAUCCAGAUCCGGCUCGCGGAUGGCGGGCGGCUGGUCCAGAAGUUCAACCACAGCCACAGGAUCCGUGACGUUCGGCUCUUCAUAGCGGAUGCCAGGCCCGCCAUGGCUGCCACCAGCUUCAUCCUCAUGACCACCUUCCCGAACAAAGAGCUUUCGGAUGAGGACCAGACCCUGAAGGAAGCCAAUCUACUCAACGCUGUCAUCGUCCAGCGGUUAAUAUAAGGGGACCUGCCCACCAGCUGCCCGCCCCGUCGUAUAGCCCCUGCGUGUGGCCCUUCACACAGUGCGGUGCCGCAGCCCCGUCGUAGCACUGGGUUCCAGGCUCUUGGGUUGGACUCUUUAGUUGCGUUUCCCACAUUAUUUGUGUUGUGUGCGUGCGUGCGUGCGUGGGUGAGUGAGCCAGCGUCCACUGAUUCACGGACUUAAAGAAAUUAAACCAAACGCAAACUUUUGGAAGGAACACCAUCUCUGCUCCCUCUUGUGCCGCCUCUGCCCCACCCCGCUGGAUGGCAGGGCAGAGCUGCGUGCGGCCCGACAGGGAGGGGUGGUGGUCGGAAGGGGCGCGCGGUGUCCUUCCCACGCCCUGCCCCGCCUCCUGUUCGGUGUGUUAAAUAAAACGAGCCCCUGCGGCCAGACCGCUCUCGCCAGUCA